CCUGUUUUCUUUCUUCCACAGGGCAUGGAGGGGACGCAGAAGGUAUGGGUGUCAGACCAGACCCAUGGCUUCAUCCUGGGCAACAUCGACGAUCUCUCAAGCGAAGGGGUGGUCGUGCAGCCCGUUGCCCGGGGAGCCAAGCCCAUCACUGCCGAUUAUGACCAAGUCUACCCAGCUGAGGAGGAGGACAACAAAGAUGUGGACGACAAUUGUGCUCUUAUGUACCUCAAUGAGGCCACACUCCUCAACAAUAUCAGACUCCGUUACAAUCGUGAUAAAAUCUAUACAUAUGUAGCAAAUAUCCUCAUAGCAGUGAACCCCUACAUCGAUAUUCCAAACCUGUAUACCACAGAUACCAUCAAGAAAUACCAGGGCAGAUCCCUUGGUCAGAUGCCCCCUCAUGUCUUUGCGAUAGCGGACAAGGCUUUCCGAGAUAUGAAGGUCCUGAAGCAGUCACAGAGCAUAAUUGUCUCUGGGGAGUCUGGUGCUGGCAAGACAGAAUCCACCAAGUACAUCCUGCGCUACUUGUGCGAGUCAUGGGGUUCCAAGCUCGGACAGCUGGAGCAGAAGAUCUUGGAUGCCAACCCUGUACUCGAGGCCUUUGGCAAUGCAAAAACAACAAGAAACAACAAUAGUUCACGUUUUGGAAAGUUCAUUGAGAUCCAUUUUAAUGAGAAACACUCAGUUGUGGGCGGGUUCAUCUCCCAUUAUCUGCUGGAGAAGUCAAGGAUUGUGGUUCAAGGGCCACAUGAAAGGAACUACCACAUUUUCUAUCAGCUCUGUGCUGGUGCACCUGAGCAGCUAAGGCAGCAGCUGAAACUAGGGACACCAGAUCAGUUUAAUUACCUCCGCAAGGGCUGCACUCAGUACUUCUGUGGCAAGGACACAGAAAAGUCCUUGGCAGCAAACCGUAAGAGUGGCAACCAUCAGAAGAAGGGACCCCUGAAGGAUCCCAUGCUAGAUGAUGUGAAAGACUUUGCAGCCAUGGACAAGGCCCUGAGUAACCUUGGACUCACCAGCCAGGAGCGACUAGCCAUCUACACAACCGUUGCAGCUGUUCUCCAUCUGGGUAACAUCUCAUUUGAGGAUAAUCCAGAGGACACGAAAGGGGGUUGCAUGGUCUCGCCUGGCUGUGAAGGUUCACUGAGCACAGCCGCCAGCCUCAUGGGCGUUGAUCCUGAGGAACUGAACCAAGCACUGUUGGCUCGCGUCAUGCAGACAAACAAGGGCGGACUCAAGGGAACUGUCAUUAUGGUUCCUCUGAAAGUGUAUGAGGCAAGUGGGGCUCGGGAUGCCCUGGCCAAGGCAAUGUACAGCAAACUGUUCGACUACAUCGUCCACCGUAUUAAUCAGAGCAUUCCUUUCUCCUCAUCGUCUUACUACAUCGGCAUUCUAGAUAUUGCUGGUUUUGAAUAUUUCCCAGUGAACAGUUUUGAACAAUUCUGCAUCAACUACUGCAAUGAAAAGUUGCAGAUGUUCUUCAAUGAGCGCAUACUGAAAGAAGAACAAGCACUUUAUGAAAAAGAAGGUCUAGGUGUUAGAAAAAUUGCCUAUGUCGAUAAUCAAGACUGUAUUGACCUGAUUGAAGCAAAAGGGAAUGGCAUUAUCAGUCUACUAGAUGAGGAAAGCAAGCUGCCCAAGUCAUCGCACACACACUUCACGGCAGCUGUCCACAAUAACCACAACAACCACUUCCGCCUGGCCCUUCCACGCAAGAGCAAGUUGAGGGAUCAUCGGGAAAUUAGGGAUGAUGAGGGCUUCCUCAUCAGACAUUUUGCAGGCGCUGUGUGCUAUCAGACGGCACAAUUCUUGGAGAAGAACAAUGAUGCCCUUCAUGCUUCCCUUGAGGCCCUAGUGCAGGAGGCCCAGAACAAGUUCCUGCAGGGGCUCUUUGCAGCAUCAGGAGAGAGCCACUCGGCCCGUGGGAAACUCUCUUUCAUCUCUGUAGCCUCCAAGUUCAAGUUGCAGCUGCAGGAGCUCAUGGACAAACUAGGCAGCACGGGCACAAACUUCAUCCGUUGUAUCAAGCCCAACGUUAAGAUGGUUGACCAUGAGUUUGAGGGUGGAGCCAUCUUGUCACAGCUCCAGUGUUCAGGCAUGACCACUGUGCUCGAGUUGAUGCAGCAAGGUUUCCCCUCCCGUGCUCCUUUCCAUGACCUCUACAACAUGUAUAAGCGUUACUUGCCCCAGGAGCUGGCUAGGCUGGAUCCUCGGCUCUUCUGCAAGUCUCUCUUCAAAGCCCUGGGUCUCAAUGAUCGUGACUUCAAGUUCGGUAUGACUAAGGUGUUCUUCCGACCAGGCAAAUUUGCUGAGUUUGAUCAGAUGAUGAAGAGUGACCCAGACAAUCUCCAGAUGCUUGUGUCAAAGGUCAAGAAGUGGUUGAUGCAGUCCAGGUGGAAGAAGGCACAGUGGUGCGCUCUUUCUGUCAUCAAGUUGAAGAACAAGAUCCUAUACCGCCGUGAACAGUUGGUCAUCAUCCAGAAGAACAUCAGGAUGUACCAGGCAAAGCAGAGGCAUCAGCCACGCUACAGAGGAAUCAUGAAAGUCAGGGGACUGCAGGGUCAACUGCAGCAGAUGUUAGUCAUCGUGAAUCAGCUGAAGAAGGACAAAGACUCCUCACUUGCCACUGUUCAGAAGCUGCAAAACAUGAUGGAGGCCCUUGUUAAGAAGAUCAAAGCUAAUGACAGAAUGACAAGGGAGCAGAUUGAGCAUGAGCAUGCUGCCCUUGUUAGGUCCAUGAACAGUGAACUGGAUGCUUUGCACAAGAAGCUCUCACAGCAGAAGAAUGCAGAGGAACAGGAGAGGCUUCGUCGCAUCCAGGAGGAGAUGGAGAGGGAAAGGCAGAAGAAGGAGGAGGAAGAGAGGAAGAGGAGAGAGGAUGAGGAGAUCAGGAAGAAGAAAGCAGAGAUGGAAUUACGACGCAAGCAGGAAGAGGAACUACGUAGGAAAAUGGAGGAGGAGGACAGGAAAGCAGCAGAGGCUUUGCAGAAACAACUGGAAAAGGAAGCAGUUGAAUCAGAGCUUUUGGCCCACCAGGAAGAACAAGAGCGCAGGGAUCAUGAACUGGCCCUUCGCCUUGCCAACGAAACCAACUCUGGGGUAGAUGAUUUGACCCCAUCACUCAAGAGAUCCAGCAUGGUUGAAAAGCAGCGGCAACAAGCAGCCAACCAGAAGUACGAUCUGAGUCUCUGGAGAUAUGCCGAGCUGCGUGAUACUAUCAACACUUCAUGUGAUUUGGAACUGUUGGAGGCUUGCCGCAGUGAAUUCCAUCGGCGCCUCAAGGUCUACCACGCAUGGAAGGCAAAGAACAAGAAACGCACCACAAUGGAGGAGAACCAGCGGGCACCAAAGUCUGUGCUGGAUGCAGGUACUUAGAGUUCAGAG
Molecule: messenger RNA, 3384 nt
Organism: Penaeus vannamei (Pacific white shrimp)
Lineage: Eukaryota; Metazoa; Arthropoda; Malacostraca; Decapoda; Penaeidae
Source: RefSeq, a predicted model, not a curated record